This is a messenger RNA of Aplysia californica (California sea hare), 1920 nucleotides long. RefSeq names its product annexin A7. The record is from RefSeq and is a predicted model, not a curated record. NCBI's taxonomy places the organism in Eukaryota, Metazoa, Mollusca, Gastropoda, Aplysiida, Aplysiidae.
AAUGUUCACCUUCCCUUGUUGGUCUGAAAUUUGUGUUACUGAAGUUAGAUUGACUUGAGUGGACAGCGCCAGCUUCAAGUACCUUCACGAGUGAAAUCUUAAAAGUUAAGCUGGCUUUGGAUAGUCAAGAGAAGUUUCAACAUCUAUAACAUUGGAAGGCAGUUCUUUAUGUCAUACAGGACGAACUCAUCUCUUCCAGCUUCCCAGAUGUACUACCCAGGCCUGCCAGCCAAUGGCGGCCAAGGUGCGGAGAAACCGGGGAUCUACGUCCCUGCCCAAAGCCCUUAUGCCCAGAGCCCCACAGCCUACCCGCAGGCAGCCAUGCCUCCCCCAGGGCUGACCACCCGCUACGCAGCCUCUCCUCAAGCCUACGCAGUAGUCUCCAACGCCGGCCUGACAGGCUACAGCAGUGUGUCCCCCUCCUACCCAUCCCUUGCAGCCUACUCCAGCAUGCCAGGUAUCCCCACUUCUUCCCCUGCCUACAUCUCGGCAGGACAGUACCCGGCGGGCGUCACCUACGCCCAGACAGCCCUGGGGCCCCGAAGUAUGCCCCCAUCCCCGUACGGAGGCCCUCCGCUCCAGGCGGGCGCCCCUCUCAUCGCGGGCUACUCCACAGUGCCAGGUGCUAUCCCAGCCCAGGCUACGGCCAGAUCUUACCCUGUCGGUACUAUGGCAGCCUAUCCCCCGGGCUACCCCCACCCUGCGGCCGGUUCCGCACCCAUACCGUACCACGGUGCUGCCGCUUUCGGCCCGCCUUACUAGCAGAUGAUCAUGACCACUGCACAAUAAAUGGUUUAUUGAGAUUGGGGGAAAUGUUGAAGAAAAAAUUAUUUGGGAGAGCACCUGCGUACUGUGAAGAACUCGUUGUGGUUUGUUUGUUUGUGAGUACCAUUUGUUAUCUUGUGGGAGAAUUUUGUUGUGGCACCUUUUUGCUCAUCUGUAACUAGUUUGUUUUUUUAAUCGUGUGUGGAGUGCCUGAGCCUAUUGAUUGAAACGUGUCCACAUAGCAGGAGAUUGGUGUGGGUUUUACAAUGUUUCUGUCAUGAGCGACGACAGCCUUGCAGAGCUAUCCAGUUGUUGCUCCAUGUAGUAAGCUACCAUAGUGUACUGUCCUUGGUGUAUGCAAUCUACCAUUGUGUCAUUUACUUGGGUGAUGGACUACCUUGUAGUUAGUCUCUUUUUAUUUUCCACUUAUUCAUCUGCCAUGUAUUAAGGUACCAUGUAGAAUGAGAGUCGUGAGUCUAUUCCUUGCCUUGUCUCCACAUUCCCUGUCAUAAACUUAACAAACUAUUUGUGCUUCUUUUUUUUUUUUACCAAGAUGAAGAAAAACCAAAACCUUCCUACACAAGAUAUAUAUUUUCCACAGAUUUUUAAGUGUUAAAAUUACUACCAACUUAUGUAGAUGAUAUUCCCAGCCCUAUACUGUGGCAUGUCUUGCCAGUUCUUAAACAUAUCUUCAUUUUACGAUGCUACGUCAUACACAGACAAAAAAAAAAAAAACGCUCCACUUAUUUAUUGUUAUUCCUAUUAAUGUUAUACUUGAACUGUUGGAUUUUCCUCCUGCUGUACUUCAUCGAUUUUCUUGAAAAAGUUUCAUAUUUUCCAAAGAAUUGAAAUUAUUGAUCAGAGCAGAUAUCUUUUUUUUUUCCAGUUAUACUUUCCACAAUAUUUUGUAGCAUAAACUACAGCAACAAUGCACAACUGCCAUAAAGGCUUGUUUUAUUUUUUGUGUGGAUGAAAACAAUUUGGGUCUGGCAUAAAGAACUGGUUUUUAUCUGAUUUAAACUGCUUUUUUUGCCGCAAUUAUUAUGCAUUUUACACUUGGAUUUGUUCUUUGAAGUUCACAUUUGUGGAAACAUGCCAUUACUUAUAGAUUUCAAAGUACAAUGUAUCAAUAAAUACUGGCAUAGUCCAAGAAAA